Pistacia vera is the source of this 1953-nucleotide messenger RNA. RefSeq names its product CBL-interacting serine/threonine-protein kinase 8-like. Gene Ontology annotation, biological process: protein phosphorylation; signal transduction. Bases 425 to 1774 code for a protein of 449 amino acids. Lineage: Eukaryota; Viridiplantae; Streptophyta; Magnoliopsida; Sapindales; Anacardiaceae. The record is from RefSeq and is a predicted model, not a curated record. Gene Ontology annotation, molecular function: ATP binding; protein kinase activity. The transcript has 14 exons.
UUAGAUCGAUUAUAACAAUAUAUCACCCCACCCAAUCUGAUCCUUCCAAAUCAAAGCACCUCAAUUUGAAUUUUCUUUUUAGAAAAUAGCAUAAAUUUAUCUGUAUUUUUCUACUCUACUUUCCCAUUUCCCUUAAAUUCCGACCGAACAAGAACGUACCAAAAAAGUAAAAAACUUUCGGACCAACCAACCGAUUAAGUCCCUUUCUGCUUUAGACAUCUGUACUUGGCAACUUCUUCAGUAUUAUUCUUUUAAAUCAAAUCUGGAGUGUGUCUGAACAAAGAAGUAAGAUAUUUAUUUUUUAAAGCAAAAAGGUUUCCCACUAUCUAUUUAAUAUGCUGAGCCUGGGAUUGUGUUUUGAAGAAGAAAGAUAAAAGCAUAAGGUAGCCGCAGAGACGAGAAGAGAAGUAGCAAAAUUUCAAAAAUGGUGGUGAGGAAAGUGGGGAAGUACGAGGUGGGGCGGACGAUCGGUGAAGGGACAUUCGCCAAAGUGAAGUUCGCGCAAAAUACGGAGACAGGUGAAAGUGUUGCUAUGAAAAUUCUUGAUCGAAGUACCAUAAUCAAACAUAAGAUGGCUGAUCAGAUCAAGAGAGAGAUAUCUAUAAUGAAGCUUGUCAGACAUCCUAAUGUUGUCCGGCUUCAUGAGGUUCUUGCUAGUCGUACUAAGAUCUAUAUAAUCUUGGAGUUCAUCACGGGUGGUGAACUGUUUGAUAAAAUAGUUCAUCAUGGACGACUUAGUGAGGCUGAGGCUAGGCAAUACUUCCAACAACUUAUUGAUGGCGUGGAUUUUUGCCACAGUAAGGGUGUCUACCACAGAGAUUUGAAGCCUGAAAAUCUUUUACUUGAUUCCCAAGGAAAUUUGAAGAUAUCAGAUUUUGGUCUAAGUGCAUUGCCAGAUCAAGGAGUUAGUCUACUUCGGACAACAUGUGGAACUCCUAACUAUGUAGCACCCGAGGUACUUAGUCACAAGGGUUACAAUGGUGCUGUGGCAGAUGUAUGGUCUUGUGGGGUCAUCCUUUAUGUUCUAAUGGCUGGAUAUCUUCCAUUUGAUGAGCUUGAUCUCACCACGCUAUAUAGUAAGGUUGAAAAAGCUGAUUACUCAUGUCCGUCUUGGUUUCCAGUGGGAGCCAAAUCAUUAAUUCAUAGAAUUUUGGACCCAAAUCCUGGAACUCGUAUUACGAUUGAACAGAUCAGAGAUGAUGAGUGGUUUAAGAAGAAUUAUGUUCCUGUCAGACUUCUUGAAUAUGAAGAUGUCAACCUGGAUGAUGUAAAUGCCGUUUUUGAUGAUCCCGAGGUUGGUAAGGAAGGGCAGGCUAAUGAGCAAUAUGGGACGGAGGACAUGGGCCCUUUGAAUCUCAAUGCCUUUGACUUAAUAAUUUUAUCUCAAGGCUUGAACCUUGCAACACUAUUUGACCGUGGAGAGGACACUGUAAAGCAUCAGACACGUUUUGUGUCACAGAAGCCAGCAAAGGUUGUUUUGUCAAGUAUGGAGGUUGUCGCACAAUCAAUGGGUUUCAAGACGCAUAUUCGUAAUUAUAAGAUGAGAGUGGAAGGCCUUUCUGCAAACAAGACCGCUCAUUUCUCAGUCAUCUUGGAGAUAUUUGAAGUUGCUCCCACAUUUUUUAUGGUAGACAUUCAGAAAGCUUCUGGAGAUGCUAGUGAAUACCUCAAGUUUUACAAGAAUUUUUGUAGCAAUCUUGAGGAUAUCAUCUGGAAACCACCUAUUGAAUCAAGCAAAUCAAGGAUCACCAAGUCAAAGAGUAAAAAGCGUUGAUUUCUUUGCAUCAUGUUCUCAGGAUUAACGCUUAGAUCGGCUUUCAAAAUUGAAUUAGAAUGUCAUAUCAAUUUGUACAAACUCUCUUUGUAUCAAAGUUUGUACAAAUAUCUUUACCCUUAGAAAAUAUAUGUAUAAUAAAUUUUGUAUGGUUAGUGUUUGUUGUCGGUUUUUGAUCA